AUGGUUCCACGCACAAACAUCCUAGUAAUCGGCGGCGGACUGGCCGGGCUCUCGGCAGCGACCGAGGCGCUCCACCAGACGCGCAACAUGGCCGGCAUCACAGUGACUCUGCUGGACAAGGAGGCACGCACAGGCGGCAACUCAGCCAAGGCAUCGUCGGGCAUCAACGGAGUGUACACCAGGACGCAAAAGGCCAACGGUAUUGAGGACUCACUGGAGCUGUUCUCAAAGGACACGGUCAAGUCGGGCCAUGGCAGAUCAAACGAGACGCUGGUGGGGAAGCUGACGAGCGAGAGCACGCAGGCGGUGACGUGGCUGCAAGAGCAGUUCGGGCUGGACCUCGAUGUGCUGGCGCAACUGGGCGGACAUAGCCGGGCGCGCACGCACCGGCGGCCAGACAUAAACGGCAAGCCGCAGCCAGUCGGCUGGGGCAUCGUCAGCACGCUCGCCAAGCACCUGGCCAAGCACGACCCCCAGCGGUUCAGUCUGGUCACCGGAGCGCGCGUCACCGAGCUUGUCCAAAAGAACAGCCGCGUCACCGGCGUCGUUUACCAGGCUGCUGAGACCACUGAGAAGCUGGACUCGGACAUUGUGGUUCUGGCGACUGGCGGAUUUGCCGGCGAAGGCAGAAACGCCGAUCUGCUGCAAAAGUAUGCCCCACAGCUGGUCGGCUUGCCGGCCACCAAUGGGCCGUUUGCCACUGGCGAUGGCAUGAAGUUGGCUGCGGCGGUGGGUGCGCAGCUGGUGGACAUGGACCAGGUGCAGGUGCAUCCGACUGGCUUUGUCAAGCGCGGUGAUGCUGGUAAUCCGACAAAGUUCCUGGCGGCCGAGGCGCUGCGCGGCGACGGCGGCGUUUUGCUGACGGGCCAAGGCAGACGGUUUGUCAAUGAGCUCGAAACGCGUGACAAGGUCACUGACGCCAUCAACCAGCACUGCAUUAGCGAUCUGUGCGCGCGCUACCCUGGCGACUACGUAGUCAAUGAGCCACAAGCUGCCGCCUAUCUUGUGCUGUCCGAGCAGGCCGCCAGCAAGUUCGGUCAUGGGGCUUUGGGUUUCUACCAGAAAAUGGGGCUAAUCCAGAAGGCCGACAAUCUGCAGGCACUGGCCGAGGCGCUGCGCGUGGAGCCGGAGACCUUGAGUCAGGCGCUGACAGGACACGACCAGGCGAGGCGGUCGGGCAAUGACGAGUUUGGCAAGCAUGUGUUCCCUGCUGACGCUGUCAGCUCUGGCGAAUAUUACUGGGGCGUGGUCACGCCCAGCCUGCACUACACUAUGGGUGGCGUGCGGUUCGACGAGCACGCGCGGGUGCUGCGCGCCGACGGCUCCCCGAUCCACGGCCUGCUGGCUGCUGGUGAGGUCACUGGCGGUCUGCAUGGCGCCAACCGCCUGGGCGGCAAUUCGCUGCUUGAAUGUGUGGUGUUUGGCAGGGAAGCUGGCCGCCAGGCUGCGCUGGCUGUGAGCAGCUAA
Linderina pennispora is the source of this 1467-nucleotide messenger RNA. Its product is annotated as putative NADH-dependent fumarate reductase. The transcript has a single exon. Gene Ontology annotation, molecular function: FMN binding; oxidoreductase activity. Lineage: Eukaryota; Fungi; Kickxellomycota; Kickxellomycetes; Kickxellales; Kickxellaceae. The record is from RefSeq and is a predicted model, not a curated record. Bases 1 to 1467 code for a protein of 488 amino acids.